AUCACGUGAUUUGCGAGGAGUCGUUGAGUUCCGAAGAAGAAAAACCGAAAGCACUCGGGAGUUAGCCUGCUAGCCAGUUAGCUAGCACCGAGCCCGUGAUGGAAGCGGAGCAGAAGAGGCCGAGCCACCGCCGACGUUACGAUGUGUAGCCCGCGGGUCCGACGGUGAAUGAACUAACCAGCCGCGUGCGACACCAUGAAUCUACGGGGGCUGUUUCAGGACUUCAAUCCCAGUAAGUUCCUGAUUUACUCCUGUCUGCUGCUGUUCUCCGUGUUGCUGUCCCUGAGGCUGGAUGGAGUCAUCCAGUGGAGCUACUGGGCCGUGUUCACCCCGAUAUGGCUGUGGAAGCUGCUCGUCAUCUUUGGGGCGGCUGUGGGCACAGGGGUGUGGGCCCACAACCCUCAGUACAGAGCUGAAGGCGAGACGUGCGUGGAGUUUAAAGCCAUGCUGAUCGCAGUGGGGCUCCACGUCCUGUUGCUCAUGUUCGAGGUGUUGGUGUGCGACUGCCUGGCGAGGGGAGCUUACUUCUGGCUCAUCGUCUUCAUGCCGCUCUUCCUCGUGUCCCCUGUUUCCGUAGCAGCCUGCGUCUGGGGGUUUAGACACGACCGCUCUCUCGAGCUGGAGGUGUUGUGUUCAGUGAAUAUUCUCCAGUUCAUCUUCAUCGCUCUGAAGCUGGACAAGAUCAUCAACUGGCCUUGGCUGGUGGUGUGCGUCCCACUGUGGAUCCUGAUGUCCUUCCUGUGCCUUGUCGUCCUCUACUACAUCAUCUGGUCUGUCCUCUUCCUCCGCUCCAUCGACAUCAUCGCCGAGCAACGGCGAACGCACAUCACCAUGGCGAUCAGCUGGAUGACCAUUGUCGUGCCGCUUCUCACCUUCGAGAUCCUCCUGGUGCACAAGCUGGACGAGCACAACAACCUGAGCUAUGUGUGUGUGUUCGUGCCUCUGUGGCUCUCGCUGCUCACGCUCAUGGCCACCACCUUUGGCCAGAAGGGAGGGAACCACUGGUGGUUUGGCAUCCGCAAGGACUUCUGCCACUUCCUGCUGGAGCUCCUCCCCUUCCUGCGGGAGUACGGCAAUGUGUCCUUUGACCUCCAGCGCAGUGACGACCCCGAGGCGGCGGAGGACCUGCCCGUCCCCGAGCCGCCGCCGAAGAUUGCCCCCAUGUUCCACAAGAAGACCGGCGUGGUGAUCACGCAGAGCCCCGGGAAGUACUUUGUCCCGCCGCCUAAACUCUGUAUCGACAUGCCCGACUAACGAGGCUCCGUGAUGACGAGGGCUGCUGACCCUCAUGUGUUUAACUCAUGAAUCAGCAGAGGACAUCGCGUUUGUCCUGAAGUAUUCUGUCUCCUCGCUGGAAAGAGUUCUGAUUAUUACUGGAUCCAGAAUCCUCGCGUUGGUUUCACCGGCUGUUUUUUCUUUUUCUUUUUUUGUGAACAAAGACGCCCCCUGUCUUUCGAGGAUGGAAUCACAGAAUCAAAACUGUUUCUUCUUCACGUGUUGUGUGGGAACUGACCACAGGAACAUCUCGCACUCAGUGACUGACGUGGCGGCUGACACGCAGAGGAGGAAGUGAAUAUUUGACUUUAGGUUCGGAGUGUCGGAGUCAGCGAUGACGCCCGCCGUGCUUUAUGAUGGGGACCAGUUGAGAGAGAGAGAAACUGACUCUGGUUUGAAUUUGGGAUCAGUUUUACCCCCACUGCUCCUGUUUUUACCGUCGGUGGAGAAAAUGCGCAGAUUUCUUUUUUCAUGUCCGUCUUCGUCCUGCACUCACACGCCCCCACGUACGUUAACGGAGUUGUUCUUCCUUUUUAUAGAGACGUGGAUUGAUCAUCCUUCGAAAAGAUGGAGGAUGAUUCUUGAUCUGUGUAAAAUGCAAAUGGGGAAAAAUGUCCCGAAUAUAAGUGCUGCCUUGCUUUUGACGUCAUUUUGGAGAUCGUAGUGUUGACCCACGGUAGCAACAUCGUUUCCUAUCACCCUCGUUUUUUCUAUCAUCAAUUAUAAAUUGAAACAUAGAGUAUACUGCAGCCAGCCACUAGGGGGCAAUCAAGAUGUUUUGCCUUCACUUUAGUGGAGCUGUCAUGUCGUCCAUCUUUAUUUAUCGGUCUAUGGCUUGAACACUUGACGUUUGCACAUGUGGACGUACUGUUGAACGAAGAAGGGAUUACAUUACGAACGAUGGCACCUUAAAUAUAGGCGACGUUACCGUGUUGGUUUAAGACGGACCUGAAAAAGUCGGAUUCUUUUCUUUAAAAGACAAACAACGGAAAUGGCACUUUGUUAAUCUGUUCUGUUUUUUUGUAUUCCUGCUUUUGUUUUGUAGGACAGACGUUGUCAGGUUAGGGACCAGAGCAGAGAUGGCGUGGCCGAGUGUUAGAGGCAAAAAAAUAAAUAAACACACAAAACCAGUAAAGUCAAACACACCGCUUGCUUCUGAUGUCAUUUUCAAAUUAGCCAGAGUCACAUGAGCUCACGACAGCGUUAGAGUUUCACAGUUAGAUCCUCGAAUGAAUCCCGUAGCUCCCGUUUCCCAUUGCUCCUGUACGUUAGGUUUUUGAUUGUAUGUAUGUGUACGAUGUCUGGUUUCCUCACAGUUAGAAAGCAAGAACAAUUCUAUUUUAACAACCUGACCUCCAGCGUCUCGUUGGGUCACAUUUGCUGGCGACAUCUUUCGUCUUUUUUUUCCAGUUACAUUGGUCUGAUUUAUUCACCGUGCUCUAAGUAAAACUUAUGCAACAGCA
Messenger RNA from Paralichthys olivaceus (Japanese flounder), 2738 nucleotides. RefSeq names its product transmembrane protein 185 (gene tmem185a). The record is from RefSeq and is a predicted model, not a curated record. Lineage: Eukaryota; Metazoa; Chordata; Actinopteri; Pleuronectiformes; Paralichthyidae.